This is a messenger RNA of Colletotrichum navitas, 867 nucleotides long. RefSeq names its product tRNAHis guanylyltransferase. Gene Ontology annotation, molecular function: magnesium ion binding; tRNA guanylyltransferase activity. The coding region runs from base 1 to 867 and encodes 288 amino acids. Gene Ontology annotation, biological process: tRNA modification. The transcript is spliced from 7 exons. The record is from RefSeq and is a predicted model, not a curated record. NCBI's taxonomy places the organism in Eukaryota, Fungi, Ascomycota, Sordariomycetes, Glomerellales, Glomerellaceae.
AUGGCCAACUCCAAAUUUGAAUACGUCAAGAACUUUGAACAGCCUGACUUCCUGCUACCAAAUACUUGGAUUGUUGUCCGCAUAGACGGGAGAGGUUUCACAAAACUCUGCGCCAAAUAUGCAUUCGAGAAGCCAAACGAUAAGAGGGCGCUCGACCUCAUGAACGCCGCUGCAAGAGUGGUCGUGACGGAGCUCCCGGACAUCACCAUUGCGUAUGGUGUGAGCGACGAGUACAGCUUCGUGUUCCAUAAGUCAUGUACGCUGUUCGAGAGACGAGCGAGUAAACUCGUGAGCACAGUAGUGUCAACGUUUACGGCCAACUACAUCCACCUGUGGUCAUCAUACUUCACCGACACCCCGCUUUCGCCCCCUCUCCCCAGCUUUGACGGCCGGGCGGUAUGCUAUCCCACGGUAACGAACCUAAGGGACUACAUGAGCUGGCGGCAAGUUGAUUGCCACAUUAACAACCUCUACAACACAACCUUCUGGGCUCUCAUCCAGCUAGGUGGUCUUGAAAACAGAGAGGCGGAGAAGCUUCUGGCCGGCACUGUCUCCGGAGAUAAGAAUGAGAUACUCUUCUCAAAGUUCAAGAUCAACUACAACAACGAACCGGAAAUGUACAAGAAAGGCAGCGUCGUCUUCCGUGAUUACGAACUAGUCGAGCCGGGCACGCACAACGCCGCCGAGGCCGCUGACGCGAUGGCCGAGCCGGAGGAGCAGAGCAAGACCCAAGCGGAAAAGGACAAGAAGAAGAGGAGCAAGGCCAGGGUCGUCAUCGAGCACCUCGAUAUCAUCAAGGACGACUUUUGGGACCGGCGGCCGUGGCUCCUUUCCAAUAAGCCUGGAAAGACGCCCAAGGAACCUUGA